AUGCCCCAGCAGCAGCACAACCUCCGCGAUGAACAGGACGAGGACGACGACGAGGAGGAGCAAGUGCGCGAGCGCGACCUGGUGGAGGCCUACGUGGCCGAGCACGCGCUCGAGUCCUCGCUGAACGACGUCAUCAACCAGGUGGUGGCCAGUCGGCCGGAAGAUCCGUUCCUCAUGCUCUCGUCGCUGCUGUACGCGCGCGCGACGACCAAGCGCGGCAUCUUCUUCGUGCAGGUGGCCGAGGUGCUGGACGCGUCGGGUGAGCCGACGGUGCUCGUGAGGCUGCACACUGGCAAGGGAGUGUUUGAAGGCUGCUGCUCCUCCGAAGCUGUCGGGAUCACGGACCGGGAGUGCAGCGCGCAGUUCAAAGAUCUUGACGCAGACGACAACGCAGAGGAAGGCGACACACCCACCUACGUUCCUCCCAACAAGCAGCGCUACGGCGGUCAUGGUUACGCCAAAAUUGCAGCGAUAGCCCAGGAGCUGCUGAUCGAGAAGCUCGUGAACACAGAGCCGUCCGACCAGGGAGCUCUGGACGACGUCCUGCAAGGCCUGGAGGCCACGGUAGGGCGCAAUGUGUGUCUGGCCACGUCGCUGGCCAUUUGCCAAGCUGGGGCCAAGUACGCGGAGCUGCCGCUUUGGGACUACGUGGCCAAGCUGCAGGAGCUCCCGCCGGAGAACCAGUGCGUCCCCAUGCCGCUCUUUAGCGUCGUGAAUGGCGGCAAGUACGCGUCCAACAAACUGUUCGCGCAGGAGGUUCUGAUGACGCCCACGAGCGCCGCGAGCUUUGCAGACGCACUGCAGAUCGCUGUCGAGUUCAACACCGCACUCCGCGUGCAGCUUGAGACUCACGGCGUCGGCUUCACCAACCGAGGGGCGUUCGGAGGCUUUGCUCCGCAGCUCCAGACACUGGCGGAAGUGUUUCAGAUCCUUCGAGCAACUCUGGACGAGGUUCGAGCGCGACUGGAAGACCCCGACGGGGCUGCGAUCUCACUGGCCAGUGCGUCUCCGCUCCGAGUGGACUUUGGUGUCGACUUCGCCGCGUCCGAGUUCGUCUUGCAGCAGACGCGAACGGACGGCGAAGGCGCGGACCAGAACGACGAAGACAACGACACGCCGCGGUCGUUCACGUACAACACGGACCGGUGGGUUCCUGGAUCAAGCGGCGCGCUCAAGAACAGCGACGAGUUGCUGGACAUUAUGCGCAGUAGCGUGAAGGAAUUGGAGCUCACCACGGUAGUCGACCCGUUCGACGCUGGAGACAUCAAGAGCUUCGCCGCUCUCCACAGCGCUGAGAACGACGUGGAUGGCAGCGCUCUGAACUCUGGAGACCCGGUUGAUGCUGCCAAUGAGGAAGUGAAGGGAAACAACGCGGGUCUUGGUGGUGACCCGAACUGCCGCGUGCAGAUUGUAGGGCGGAAUGCGGUGGAGCGUUACGGUCUCUCAGCGCUGAACGAAGAGCGCGCGUGCAACACGGUGCUUCUCGUCCUGCACCAGUUCCCGACUGUCACAAAGUUGCUGCAAGCCAUCACGAACGCGCAGCAUCUCGGACUUGCUGUCGUCUUAGGCGCUUCAGGGGGACAAUUAGGUGCCGACGCCGAGAUUCUGAGCGCUCUAGCCAUGGGCUCGGGCGUUGGUCAGGUCAAGUUCGGCGGAGUGCUGGGUGCUGAGUGUUUGGACAGAUAUCGGAAGCUGCUGCUCGAGAGCCAAGAGCCUGGCGCUCCACCAUUCGUAGGUGCCAAAGCCUAUCGUCGGUAA
This is a messenger RNA of Phytophthora sojae, 1758 nucleotides long. RefSeq lists its product as hypothetical. NCBI's taxonomy places the organism in Eukaryota, Oomycota, Peronosporomycetes, Peronosporales, Peronosporaceae. The transcript has a single exon. Gene Ontology annotation, molecular function: magnesium ion binding; phosphopyruvate hydratase activity. Gene Ontology annotation, biological process: glycolytic process. The record is from RefSeq and is a predicted model, not a curated record. Gene Ontology annotation, cellular component: phosphopyruvate hydratase complex. The coding region runs from base 1 to 1758 and encodes 585 amino acids.